Pipra filicauda (Wire-tailed manakin) is the source of this 3114-nucleotide messenger RNA. It is a transcript of the gene RXFP3, whose product is annotated as relaxin family peptide receptor 3. The coding region runs from base 214 to 1551 and encodes 445 amino acids. The record is from RefSeq and is a predicted model, not a curated record. Gene Ontology annotation, cellular component: membrane. NCBI's taxonomy places the organism in Eukaryota, Metazoa, Chordata, Aves, Passeriformes, Pipridae. Gene Ontology annotation, biological process: G protein-coupled receptor signaling pathway; immune response. The transcript has a single exon. Gene Ontology annotation, molecular function: G protein-coupled receptor activity.
GUGCCAGCCAGCCAGCCAGCCAGCCAGCCAGCCAGCCAGCCAGCCAGCCAGCCAGCCAGCCAGCCAGCCAGCCAGCCAGCCAACCACCUACCUACCCAGCCAGAAACAGCUGUGCCGUCCAUCCAGCCGGGAACAACCCGUGCCUUGUCCCCGCUGCCGGCCUGCUUCUGGGAAAAAAAGCUCCUGCGGACCCGUCCUUCACCCUAGCAUGGGAUGGGUGAGCCCUGCGAACGCGGUGCCUGCUCGCCGGCCGCUGGCAUGAAAGAAGGAGCGGACCAGGAGUCCUGGGACGCGCCGCUGGGUUUCCUGGAGGGCGUUCAGAUGGACAACAGGAGCAACAUGUCCUUCCUGCAGUUGUUAAAGAACAUCAACCUGGAGCGAGCUGACGGGAUGCAGGGGGACAGCUCUGACGUGGUGAGGAUUGUCAUCUCGCUGGUGUACUCCGUAGUGUGCGCCCUGGGGCUGGUGGGCAACCUACUGGUACUCUACCUGAUGAAAAGCAAACAAGGCUGGAGAAAAUCCUCCAUCAACCUCUUUGUGACCAGCCUGGCAGUGACUGACUUCCAGUUUGUGCUGACCUUGCCAUUCUGGGCAGUGGAGAACGCGCUGGACUUCAACUGGCUCUUUGGCAAGGCAAUGUGUAAGAUUGUCUCAUAUGUGACAGCCAUGAAUAUGUAUGCCAGUGUAUUCUUUCUCACUGCCAUGAGUGUGGCUCGAUACCGCUCUGUGGCUUCAGCCUUGAAGAAUCAGCGUCGAGGAGACCCCCUGAGUGGCUGUUGCUCUGCCAAGUGGCUUUGUGCACUCAUCUGGUUGUCAGCUGUCCUGGCUUCCCUGCCCCAUGCCAUUUUUUCCACCACUGCCACUGUCUUUGAUGAUGUUCUCUGCCUUGUCAAGUUCCCAGAAGGCCGAGGCAGCAAUGGCCAAUUCUGGCUGGGUCUGUACCACAUCCAGAAGGUGUUGCUGGGCUUUGUGGUGCCGCUGGUCAUCAUUAGUCUCUGCUACUUGCUCCUGGUGCGCUUCAUCACUGACAAGAACGUUGGCAGCACUUGCAGCGGUCCCAGCACCAGGCGCCGCUCCAAAGUGACUCGGUCAGUGUCCAUCGUGGUGUUGUCUUUUUUCUUGUGCUGGCUGCCUAAUCAAGCACUUACAACAUGGGGGAUACUCAUCAAACUCAACGUGGUGCACUUCAGCAAUGAGUACUUCCUCUCCCAAGUGUACCUCUUUCCCAUCAGUGUGUGCCUGGCACACUCAAACAGCUGCCUCAAUCCCAUCCUCUACUGCCUCAUGCGCAGGGAGUUUCGCAAGGCACUGAAAAGCCUCCUCUGGAGGAUCACCUCGCCUUCCCUCACCACCAUGCGCCCUUUCACUGACACCACCAAGCCUGAGAAGGAGGAGCAGGCUCUGCAUGCCUUGGUACCUAUCCACCCUGUCACUGCUGCUUCCCCUGCUGCCGCCAUCCAGCCGGAGGUGGCUUAUUACCCGCCCGGGGUGGUGAUGUACAGCAGCCGCUGUGACCUGCUGCCUGCCAGCUCCAUGGAGCAUCGCUGCUGAGACGGGCAGGGGGCUCUGGGGGGUGGGACUGUGGGCUCUGUACAAGGUGUGGCCCUGGGAUAUUGAAUACCUGCCAGGGACAAGGGGAGGAGGAAUGGGUAAAGGAGGACUUCUGUGUGAGAGAUGCUCUUUUGCGGUUGUGUCUGCCCUUGGAUGCUUGAUGAAAAUGCCCCCCCCCCGAGCUGGAGAACAGGAGUAGGAGGAGGCAGAGGUGGGAUGUCUCUAGGAGAUGCCUUUUAGUGCUUGUUCUGGGUCUCGGGAACUGGGGAGGGUGAUGGGGCUCCAGCCAGGGAGGAUGCAGAAUGUGCUAAGUACCAUAGGAAGGAGAGUGGCUGGGCGGGGUGGAGUGAGGCUGGGAGACCUUGACUGUGUCCCCCCAGCUUGGAGCUGUAAGCAGCAAGAGGCCAGCAGCUCUCCCACCCUGUUUGUCUGUGGCAGGGAGAGGGAGCUGAGCUCCUUUCUCACUGCUGCAGGACAUUGUAAAAGGUGCCAGCCUGACUGUGGUCACUGCUCCCUGGGCUCCAGUGCUGGCACAGGGAUCAGACAGCCUAUGUCCUGUUUCAAACCUGCCCUAAGGGAAACAGCCAGGACAAGUGGGUACAAGACUCCUAUUGUUCAGGCUUGGCCCCUUUCUCCUCUUUUAGAGACCUAUGAAAGAGAGGGGACAAGGAGCACUGUGCUCCCCUCCAGAUCUGUGCAGGAUAUGUUUUUCUAGCUACCCCCAUCCCCUCAGCUGCUACCAGGAUAUAGAGCAACCCAGACAGCCAAGGAGAAACCCAAGGACAGAACUUGAAUCUUGAUGGGGAAGCGUUGCUUUGCCUGGGUUUGGAGGGGAGGAUGUGAGCCCCCUAACAUUGUGUUCCCCAUACUCUCUCCAGGCUGCCAGGGGGAAAACCUCACUGCCUGAGACCAUGUGGAGCAAGGCAGCAUCUUUCCCAGGGUGCUGAAGCUGCAGGCUUUAUUCUUGCUGCACUUCAGACAGUUUGUAUUUCACUUCAGGAAACCAGCACAACUGUAAAUAAAAUAAUAAUUAAAAAAAAACAGAGGAAAAAGAAACAAUCUUAGACACUUCACAUCACUUGCUCUGGGAUACUUCUGGGUUCAGUUAAAACCAAGUACAAUGGCUUUUGUUCUGCUAAGGGUCUGCACUGAUGCUUGCCAGUGUUUCAGUUAACUCCAAUUCAGUUCCUCUAGGUUGACCAGCCCUAGGGCCUGCAGGUCAGCACUUUUAUAGCCUAGAGAAUGUCAGGGACAAUGCCUGACACAGCCUGUGUUCCAGAGAAACACCCAGCAAAUAAUUUGAGGUUGAUCUGAAAUGAACUUUCCUGGGGAUGAAAAAGUGUAUUUUUAAGCUGUGAAAGUUUUUAUGGUAAGGCUAUAUAUUUACUUUUUAAAAUUUUGUUUUUAAUUACGAGGAAAAAAUUAUUUAAAAUGUAAAGGUCAAAAUAUUUGUUUUAAAAUAUGGAAAAAUGCAACAGUUAUUGUUUUGUUUACAGAACACAAGUUCAUUAGUUCCCUAUACUAUGUGUGAGAUGAUUAUUUAAAUACAAUAUUCAAAACUCC